Penicillium cataractarum is the source of this 519-nucleotide messenger RNA. RefSeq lists its product as uncharacterized. NCBI's taxonomy places the organism in Eukaryota, Fungi, Ascomycota, Eurotiomycetes, Eurotiales, Aspergillaceae. Gene Ontology annotation, cellular component: BLOC-1 complex. Bases 1 to 519 code for a protein of 172 amino acids. The transcript has a single exon. Gene Ontology annotation, biological process: endosomal transport. The record is from RefSeq and is a predicted model, not a curated record.
AUGCCCGACCAACCCCCAACCCACACGUCCACACAAGAAGACCACCAAAAACAAGAAGCCCUCGCCGCAUUCACAGCAACCCUCCACUCCGUCGGCACAAACCUCGAAACGCCCCUCCGCGACCGCGCCGCCACGAUCGCAGCCAGCGAUGUCGCGCUGCAGCGACAAGAGGCCGAGCUGGCGGAGCACACGGCGCGGUUGGCGAGGCAGAAUGCGCAGUGGGCGGGGUGGGCGGAUGAGACUAGGGAGGGGUUGAAGGAGAUUGGGGAUGUGCAGAAUUGGGCGGAGAUGAUUGAGAGGGAUUUGUUGGUUUUGGAGGAGAUGAUGGAUGGGGUUGAGAGGGGGGAGGAAGAAGAGGAUGAAAGGGAGGGAGAUGGAGAUGGAGAUAGGGUUGGGGAGGAGGAUGGGGAGGUGCGGAAUGGAGAUUUACUUGUGAAUGGGAAUGGAAAUGGGGAUCUGGAUGGGAGUAAAGGGAAGGGGAAGAAGAGGGAGUCAAAGGGUUGGUUAAGUUGGUGGUGA